This is a messenger RNA of Phytophthora sojae, 2798 nucleotides long. RefSeq lists its product as hypothetical. The transcript is spliced from 3 exons. Bases 1545 to 2798 code for a protein of 417 amino acids. NCBI's taxonomy places the organism in Eukaryota, Oomycota, Peronosporomycetes, Peronosporales, Peronosporaceae. The record is from RefSeq and is a predicted model, not a curated record.
CUUCACCACAUCAUGCGCGGCCGACGGCUACCCCUCGCUUCCUUUCCUACUGCAACCACUUGGGGACGCCACACCUCCCGUGCACGAGCUUCCUGGCCUCCAUGACACCCGUCCUUGGCGGCUGGCGACCGAACGUUCCGCGCCCAGCCCGCCAUCUCGCGUCAUCUUUGCCUUGAAGAGUGGGAUAACCACUCACACUUGAUACGCUUGUCCGUCCUGCCCUUGCUCCUCUUGAAGUCGCGCCUCUUCCUGCUCUAACGCGCCUUCGAGCAUAGUCAGGAAAGCUGUCAGUCGAGGUCUCAGACGUGACCCGUUACAACUCUCCCCGACUUCAGGCUGCCGUCCUCGGCCAGCCUCGCCCUUGUCCUCACUCGUCGCAGUCGCGGGGCACGUCGGACCUUGUCCGUCCGCCUCGUCGACGACCACGGCCACCUCCGGCCCGUUCGGCACCGCCUUCGACGGUGCCACCGUCGACCGACGACGUACGUCACGCAGCUUGUUGAUACUUGCCUUCUCUGCGUGCUCCCCCGCGUCCUUGCGCUCACGCAGAGCGUCCAACCCCAACCUUGCGACCUUCUUCGGCAUGCGCCCGAGGCAGCGUCGUACGAGAUGGCUGUAAAGCCCACACAGCAGCAGCACGCCGCUCACCCUCGUGGUCACCAGCGAGAAUCCACACCAGGCGUUUCAUACGCCGAGCACCACAGCGACCCCCGUAGACCCGUGCAGCAGUCCUUCGAGGACGUCAUACACAAUGCGAGGUGCGUGAACCACGACGGACACACACAGCGCAAUCAGCGCGUAGGCGCCAUAAACGCCAUCACUUACACGGCCAGCCAUAGCCAUGGCCGCUUCGCCGAGCGCACACGCGUAACGCUGCGCGGCCUGUAGCAUCAGUUGUCCUGCAUCCGGCAGGAACAAGAACAUCGUUUGAUGUAUCGCCACACACCAAGCAUGCCACAUUUCCCCGACCAUGCCGAAAAGCUAGUCGUGCUCCCGCAGCACAGCAAUCGGCACCGCCACCAGUAGAGAUAGCGCAGCCCACGCGUAUUCUGACGCUUCCAGCCCUUGGACAUGCGAGUUCCGCAUCGCCGACAUGUACCCGUCGACGCAGGUGAACCCGAAGAAGUAGAGUACGAACCCAGUCUCGCGCACCGAGGCUCCAAGCACCCACAACACGUUCAACUCGGGCGUAAUGACGUGCCACGCGGCAACGCCCAGCGCCGCCCACACCAUCGGAUGCACGCCCUUCUCGAAGUAAUCACGCACGUCCGCGAGUAUCGUGACGGCCAGCGGCCAAUCGGCCAUGAGCUGCUGCCACCGAGUUUCGCAAAAUGCAGGACUGAGGCAACCAACCGUUGCCGCAGUCAACUGCCAUCAGGACCGUUCUUCGGCAAGUUGCCGACACCAUUAUCGCAGUCCACUCCUUUCAGAACGUUCUGCAAGAACGCAGUAGAACCGCUCCGGGCGAGAUCGCAGCCGCUCUUUCGGCGAAUCUCUCAGUUGAGAAUCUGCCACGCGCUACUCACUACUCGCCACUCGCCACGAUGUCCAGGCUUCGCUGCGCAUUCUCGGCGGAGGAGAUUGAAGAAAUCAAGGAGCUCAUCAUUGGGCUCCUGGAUGACUCUCUCGGGACGGACCAGCGCACCAUCAAGACGGCGUUCUGGGAGCGCGUGCGCUGCGUGCUCUCCGUGAACCCGCAGUCCCAGAGACUCGAGCACCUGCAGGCAGUCGUCGACGCCGUGCUCGAGGAGCAGGAAGACCUGAUCCUCGGUGGUCCCAUCUUCGUGCUGCCGCCGCUGCCGUCUGCUCCUCCCUCGACCGCUGCCUCGCGCUCUCCAUCGCCACCGCCCAAGUCCGGCAAGGGCAAGGGCAAGGCGCCCCGCCGCAGCAACAAACGCGCGGCGUCGCCCAGCCCCGCGAGCACGCCGUCAAGCAAAAAGGCUCGCGCCGAGACCGACGACGAGGUCCAGCCCAUUGACAUCGACGAGAUUCUUCGCGUCAGCCAAGCUGCGCCCAAGCCCGUUCGUGACGCCAUCGCUGCCGUGCUGGCCAAGUGCGUCGCCGAGGACAAGAUGCCGUGGCGGAUCGCCUAUCCGUGGUGCGACCGCAGCCUCUGGUACGACCCGGUGAAGUACCCCCAGGUCUACCGCGAGCACUGGCGUUUCUACAUGCUGUUCCGCGCGCUCUUCUGGCACUGGGCGUUCAACGCGACCUUGAUGAUCAAGAAGGACACGGACAACCGCCGCAAAUCGAAGCUCCGAGCGGGCAUCGCGCGCCUCCGCCUCACCACUCUCUGCAUCGAGACUUGGGGCUACUUCGGCUUUACCGGCUGCUCGAGGGCCACGACGACCUGUACUGACCUGACCUCGCUCUACCGCACGGACUCGGAGCGCUUCGAGUUCGUCAUCGACAACGCUCUCAACCCGGCGCUGAUCGACGGCUAUCACAGCCUACUUCACCUGCUCGAGUCCACGCGCGCUCUCGACCCGAAGGCCCCGGCCGAGCACCGGCUCUCCCUCGACGCGCUCGCACGCAUCCGCAUGGACAUCAAGAGCGACGCGCCGAGGAACGCCGACUGGGUGGGAGAUGAGGACGUCGGCCCGUGGCACGCGUUGAUCGACAGUAAGAUUGUCCAAGAAACCGAGGCCAUCCUGGCCCCAGCGAUCAAGGACGGCUCGUACAAGCCUACGUCGAUCACGACGUUCUCGCCCUCCGACAUCAAGACCGACGACUUCUCCGAUUUCGAGGACGAUGAAGGCAAGCCGACCGCGCUCGCCCCUGCUGCUGACGACGAGUAA